AUGACUAGACAUCACCGUCAGAGCUGCAAGAGCCAGGGCUCCAAUAUCGAUACUGCGCUCUGGAAAGAUAACAAUCAUUACCAUGCCUUGGCUCGAUGCCUGGAGCUAGCGUGGCGUGCUGGUCAUGUUGACCAAGCAGACAAAUUCCUUAAAAAAGCUAUUGAGAAUAAUCCACGAGCCUCCGUUGACGCUGGAUAUAACUACUGCAAGGGAUUGCAUGAAUGGUAUUCUGGAGAACCGAAUGCCGCUUUGCAAGCGUUUAAUCGAGCUCGCCGUGAUCUUGAAUGGGGUGAGAGAGCGUUGUACAAUAUGAUAGAAAUUGUGCUCAAUCCCGAUAACGAGAUAAUUGGCGGAGAAGUGUUGGACCACGCCGAGGAGAAGUGA
This is a messenger RNA of Strongylus vulgaris, 384 nucleotides long. The record is from the annotation of a GenBank genome assembly. NCBI's taxonomy places the organism in Eukaryota, Metazoa, Nematoda, Chromadorea, Rhabditida, Strongylidae.